UCUCUCUGUGUGUGUGUGUUAUUCCUGUUUGUUUAUCCAUCCAUUAUAAUAUGUAGUUUGGUGAUCUACUAUUUUUUUGAUUUGUUCUUCUCUUUUUCUGCAGAUUCCUUAAUCCCUGUCCUUUAAAAAAAACAGCACCUCAUUACAUUAGGCACUUCUAAGAGCCACAUUUGGCUUGUUUAUUGUCUUAUUUGUAUUUUUUUAUUGUCUUGUUAUUUCUCUCUCUCUCUCUCUCUCACACUCUAUCUCUAUCUCUCACUCUCUCUCCAUCCCUGACUCUCUCCCCUACCAUCUGAGUGGUGGUUGUUUUUUAGAGGGACGGAGGAACUGGGUUGCUGCCUCUUCUUCAGUCACUUUAAUCAACUGAAAGUGUAAAGAAUGACAAAGCCAAAAUUCAGGCCUUGCCCAAGCUGCCAGGUCCGUCAGCAGGCUAACCGCAAAACCUGCAGUGCUUGUUUUGCCACACUGCCAAGCAAGCGGUUAUUGAAAACUGCAAAAAUUAAUGAUGACUGGGGCCAGAGGGUCAUCAAAAACAAAAAUGCAUCUCGGGUGGUGGCCUCUGCCCAAAUAGCUGUCCAAAAACUUUCUGCCUUGGGCUAUAUGCCCAUAUUAUUUAUCAGCCAGAGGCACAAGGGCACAGGAAAAUUGAUGGCAGAUGUAGUAACGCAUCUGCCACCGACGCAGAACAACACACGUUUCUUAACCAGCAUGAAGAGGGCAUAUGACUUCAUGAUCAAACUGGAUGAUGUGUCCCAGCCCCAGCAAGACCAGCCCCUAGACCAGCUAAUCCCACAAGACCACCAACUGAUUACACUUGAAGUAUGUCCAAUCGUCUCUCAGGCUCAGCAGCAUGUGGAGCUUCUACCACCAAGGAAAAGACAAACCCCACCAUCCAGCCCAGGCCAAGACAGACAAGCCCCACCAUCCAUCCAACCUCAACUAAAGAAAAGACAAACCACAGGUACAGGAGCCACACAAGCCCCACCCUCGACCCUGGCCAAAAAGAAGAAAACAAAAAGUUGCAAAUGCAGUCGACAGACAAUUUAUCCAUAUGAUAAAAUAUUGGAAAGACGGAUGAAUGGGGGGAAGGCAGCAGAGGUGAAAGUGCGUUGGCUACCUUGCUCUUCCUGUGGCAGAGUCUGGGAGGACACCUGGGAGCCGGCCAGCAAAUUCGCCUGAUGACUAAUACUGUUUUACUAUUUGUUUUGUAUAUAUUUCUCAAUAAUUAAAUUCACUAUUGUUACAUUUUA
Messenger RNA from Carassius auratus (goldfish), 1250 nucleotides. RefSeq lists its product as uncharacterized. Bases 379 to 1179 code for a protein of 266 amino acids. The record is from RefSeq and is a predicted model, not a curated record. Lineage: Eukaryota; Metazoa; Chordata; Actinopteri; Cypriniformes; Cyprinidae. The transcript is spliced from 9 exons.